GGAUGAGGGUAUUCAUGUAAAUGCAACUCUUAGGUGGUGGUCCUUUGCUGCCACCAAUAAGAUGUGCUGCUGCCUCUUCCCUCCUGCUGAGUUCCUAAACCGAAACAAGGAAGGAAGAUGAGUGUUGCAAGUGCAUUUGCUACAACUAACAUGUUCUUCAUCGUAUAUUUUCUCACGUUGCUGCUCCAAACAAAGGUGUCAUGCUUGCAGUACAAGGUUGGAGACUUGGAUGCUUGGGGGAUCCCCGCCUCUUCAAACCCAGACGUCUACACCAAAUGGUCCAAACAUCACAAUCUCAAGAUCGGAGAUUCCAUCUUGUUCUUGUAUCCACCGAGUCAAGAUUCAGUGAUCCAAGUAACAGCCGAGUCUUACAAGAGUUGCGACCUCAAAGAUCCCAUACUGCACAUGAACGACGGUAACUCUCUGUUCAACAUAACUUCGAACGGAGAGUUCUACUUCACGAGUGGAGUGGCAGGCCAUUGCCAGAAGAAGCAGAAGCUUCGUAUAGUUGUCGGUGACGGAAAUGGCGUCACGCCGUCUGACGCUCCCACUGCUGCAUUGCCGGAAAACGCCGCAGACGCGCCUUCCUAUCCCACCGUGUUUGGAAGCAUUCCAGUUACUGCUUCUUCUUCUGCUCCUUCUUCGUUGUCGUCUUCUGCUCUCUCUCUGUUCAUCUAUGCUCUUCUUGGAUUUGCCGUCUCCUCUCUGCUUUGAUGAGAUUCUCAUUUUGUAUUUCAUUUGUGAAAUUCUUUUGGCAUAUAGUACGAUUUUGUAUGUCGUAAUUCUUUGGGCAUUGAAAUGUGGAAGCGAUCGUGAUUGGAGGGAGCACGUCGGAGAGAUUUCUUA
Messenger RNA from Prosopis cineraria, 846 nucleotides. RefSeq names its product mavicyanin-like. Gene Ontology annotation, molecular function: electron transfer activity. The transcript is spliced from 2 exons. The record is from RefSeq and is a predicted model, not a curated record. NCBI's taxonomy places the organism in Eukaryota, Viridiplantae, Streptophyta, Magnoliopsida, Fabales, Fabaceae. Gene Ontology annotation, cellular component: plasma membrane. Bases 118 to 714 code for a protein of 198 amino acids.